Messenger RNA from Paramecium sonneborni, 1590 nucleotides. NCBI's taxonomy places the organism in Eukaryota, Ciliophora, Oligohymenophorea, Peniculida, Parameciidae. The record is from the annotation of a GenBank genome assembly.
AUGUCUGAAUAAAAGCAUAAAUCAACGUCAUAGUUUGCGUUACUAAUAUCAAAUGCAGUUUUAGGAGCCUUUUUCUUUGGAUACUCAGUUUCUUAUAUGAAUCCAGCAAUAAAGACAGCAGAUACUCAAUUUGAUAUAUCAGGACACCCAGAUCCAGGUGAGAAAGAUCAUUAUUAAACAUUGCUGAAUGGUUUGAUAAAUGGUAAUAAUAUGAAUAAAUAUACAUUAGCUUUUCCUGCUUUAGGAGCAGCAGCAGGUGCAAUAUUAUCAGGUUAAAUAUAAUCAAGAUUUGGUUUGAGACUAUCAUUUUUGUUAGCAGAUUUGAUUGGUAUUUUAGGAUUUAUUUUUCAAUUGCCUAUCCAUAUAGCUACUUUAUUAAUAGGAAGAUUAGUGAUAGGAUUUGCAGUGGGAAUGAAUUCUUCUUUGGUACCUUAAUACAUAAAAGAAUUUUCUCCAGAAUCAUUAUCAGGACCAUUUGGUGCAAUGUUUUAGAUGACAAUUAAUAUUGGUUGUUUAGUUGCAUUAGUAAUGGGAAUGUAAUUUAUUUAUUUUGAAAAGAGGUUCUUUGAUGCAGAUGGAGAAAGUCUUGGUUAUUUUAGAUUUGUGAUAGUAUUUCCCAUGUUAAUUUGUUCACUUAGAUUAUUUUUUUUUGCAUUUGCAUUUUAAGAUAAUCCUCCAUCUUAUUAUAUAUUGAGAAAUAAUCAUAAAACAGUAAGAUAAUAGAAUUAUAUAUAAGGCUAAAGCAGUAAUAAGAAGUUACUAUAAGCGUAAAUUUGUGGAAUAAAUUUUUGAUGAUUUAAAAUAAUAAAUAGAAACAAAAUAAUCAGAGGCUUUGGAUAAGAAAUAGAAAUCACCAUCAUAUUCAAGCAGAUUAUAAGUUGGUUGUAUUCUUUAAGUCAUUUAAUAAUUUAGUGGAAUUAAUGCAGUUUUAAUAUAUUCUUCAGGAUUAUUCAUAAAAGUAUAUAUAUAUAAUAAUAAAAUUUAGAUAACAGGAGGUGAUAAUGAUUUAAAGAAUUGGUUGAAUAUAACAGUUGGUUUAGUGAAUUUAUUCUUUAGUAUAGUGGCAAUUCCAUUAUUAAGAAAUCUAGGUAGAAGACCACUUUUAUUAUAUGGAACUCUUGCUUGUUCAGUAUUUUUAGGAUUAAUCAGUUUAUUUUCAUGCUUUUUACCUGAUGAUGAUGUUGAAAAAUUUGAAGUUACUGGUUCUGCAGUAAUGGUUAUUAUAUUUAUGUUUUUAUAUUUGGCAGCAUUUUAAUUAUCCUUAGGACCUGUUGUUUGGGUAAUUAAUAUAAUUAAUUUAUAAGAUAUAUGAUGCUGAUGUAUUAGAUGAAAAAGGAAUGUCUAUAGCUGUUCUAUGCAAUUGGUUAGGCUGUGCUAUUGUUGCUUAAUUCUUUGGAUUCAUCAAUUCUGCAGGUAUGAAUUAUAGUUUUGGAAUAUUCUUUGUUUUCUGUUCACUUGGGUAAAUUUAUUAUCUAUUGUUUAAAGAACCGUAUAUAUCUAUUACAAAGUCAAAGAAACUAAGGGUAAAAACCCUUAAGAAAUUGACUAGAUGUUUCUGUUAGGAAAAGUAGAUGAUGAUUGAACAUUAAC